AUGGACAUCCCACUCUCGAGCGACGCGCUCGAUCUCACGUUCCACCCCUCCUCCUCCACCAACCUGCUCGCCGUCGGCCUCAUCUCUGGCAAGAUCCAACUCAUCGACUACUCCGACUACCUCUCCUCCCCUUCCUCCUCACGCACACCCGCACAACCACCACUCAAAAGAUUCAAGACCACCUCUUCCCCUCUCACUUCGGAAACCUCGCCGACGCCGAAACUCUAUCGAAAAGUAUACACCUCACGUCCCAGCAAGAAAUCAUGUCGAGGCUUGCACUUCUCCACCACCGGCACCAGCAUCUUCUCUGUCUCCAAGGACAAGUCCCUCUACUCGACCGAUACCGAGACGGGCAAAGUGGUGCAGAGCUGGGACGAGGUGCACGAGGCGGCUCCGAGUCGGGUUUUGCCGGUGGAUGAGAAUCUGGUUGUCACGGGUGAUGAUGAAGGGGUGGUGCGGCUUUGGGAUGUCAGGAAGGAGAGUGGGAGGGGGGUGAAACCGGUUAGGCAGUGGGAACAUCAUUUCGACUGGAUUACGGAUAUGGUCUACCUUCCGGAACUGCCCGUGCCCAAGCGGGAGAGGAAGAACGAAGUGAAAAAGUCGAAACUCCAACUCAAAAAGCAGAGGAGGAGAGAGAGACAAGCUGCGCUACUUAAAGAACAAUCCGCCAAAAACGACGACGACGACGAUGACGAUUCGGACGACGAUUCGGAUGAGCCGGACAAAGUUGAAAGUAGAUCCAGACUCAUCGUCACCUCCGGCGACGGAUCGCUCAGCAGCAUCGACCUGCUCACCUCCGGUCCAACCUCGUUCGAACAAUCCGAAGACCAGGAGGACGAGCUGCUGUCCAUCACCUCCAUCCGCUCCUCCACCAAGCUCGUCGUCGGCACCCAACUCGGCAUCCUCUCGCUGUGGACCCCCUCCCGAGGUCUGCUCGACCACGUCGAUCGUGUUCCCGGUCACCCCGCUAGCGUCGACACCCUCGUCACCCUCGACAGCGAAACCGUCCUCACAGGCAGUUCCGACGGUCUCGUCCGAGUCGUCCAGAUCCUUCCGUCCAAAUUGUUGGGUGUGAUCGCAAGUCACGAUGGCUUGCCCGUGGAGAGGAUGAAGAGGAAGGAGAGCGUGUUGGCGAGUAUUGGGCAUAGCAAUUCGGUCAAAUUGACCGAUCUGACGCCCUUGCUGGAGGAUGAGGAGGAUGGAGAUAGCGAGGGAGAGGGGAGUGCGUUGGGCAUUGUCGGUUUGGCAAGCGAUGAUCAGGAUAGUGAUGAUGAGGAGGACGACGAGGAAGAGGAGCAAGACGGAGACGAGCAGGAUGACGUUGUGGUUGGACUUGAUCAGGACGAUCAAGACGACGAUGAUGAUGAUGAUGACGUUGAGGAAGGGGACCAAGAUAGCGAUUCUGAGGACGUCGCUCCGUCUAAAAAGAAGGCUGCAAAGGGAGGAUUUUUCUCCGAUCUCUGA
This is a messenger RNA of Pseudozyma hubeiensis SY62, 1464 nucleotides long. RefSeq names its product WD repeat-containing protein. The transcript has a single exon. Gene Ontology annotation, molecular function: protein binding. Bases 1 to 1464 code for a protein of 487 amino acids. The record is from RefSeq and is a predicted model, not a curated record. NCBI's taxonomy places the organism in Eukaryota, Fungi, Basidiomycota, Ustilaginomycetes, Ustilaginales, Ustilaginaceae.